AUGACUAACUCAACAUCCCAGAGGCAUCCCUUGGAUAUCUAUCCAAGCGACGAUGUGGUGUUGGAAGUCUACACUAGCCUUCGAGCAGUCAUAGAACUCAUCAACGAGUACUUGGGCUCCUUUCUGACUGGCGGCGAACAAUACAUAGCAUUCACACAGGUGUCCGACGCCGACCUGCUCGACUUCGAAAAAUGGCGAGCGUGUAAUUGCCCUCGUACGUUCCUAGUGCGAGUCUUCCCCGCUCACAAUACCCUCGUCAUCAAAUUCAAAUCGCCACUAUGCAAGCGAGUCAGUGAAGCCAUGCACCACAGGUUCUACAUUCGUAAAUAUCAACAGCAUCAGGGGCUCACUGCUGAUAUACUCUCUCACGUGGGCCCGACGAUAUACACGAUGCGCAAUGGACUGCAGCUCGAAGCAGAACAGGCCUAUAUCCCACUUGCAAACAGAAGACCCGAUAGCUACCCGUCCCUUGUCUUGGAAUUCGGGGAUACGGCUUCCCUUGAUGCGCUGCGAGUCGAUGCAUGUCUAUGGCUGGAAAAUACCUCCGGCUUCACCCAUUUAGUCCUGGUAGUUGCCUUCUCUGCCGACGAGAUCGUGUUCGAGUGCUGGGAGCACAGGGAUGGCUUUGCGGAAUGUACACACGAGGUCAGCGUGGAGUAUGCAAGUGGAAGGGUUCGGCAUGCCCCCUUGAGUAUACCGCUCGAGCUGAUCUUGGAUGAAAUGCCUGGUAUUCCGGGUAUAACGGAGGAUGCCACCAUUGUGUUUUCGGAUGAUGACCUUGUCAAUUUUAUGCAGGAGACGAUUCACAGUGAAACAGCGUGA
Molecule: messenger RNA, 822 nt
Organism: Aspergillus bombycis
Lineage: Eukaryota; Fungi; Ascomycota; Eurotiomycetes; Eurotiales; Aspergillaceae
Exons: 1
Coding region: 1-822 (273 amino acids)
Source: RefSeq, a predicted model, not a curated record